AUGGCCCCGACCCUCCUGCGCUCCGCCCACCUCGUCAACCACCAGAAGAAGCACGUCUCGUUCGACGACGAUGCCCUCGCCCGCCUGAGCGGGCCCGAAUCGUCCGGCAGCGGCGCCACCCUCGACGACGCGCUCGUCGAGGAAGAGGACCACGCAGUCGACGUCGUCAGGGAUGCGUAUGGAUCGCUGCCAGCCAAGCAGGGCCUGUACGACCCCGAGGAGGAGAAGGACUCGUGCGGCGUCGGAUUCGUCUGCCACAUCAAGGGCAAGCCCAGCCACAAGAUUGUCAGCGAUGCCAAGCACCUCCUCUGCAACAUGACCCACCGCGGAGCCACUGGUGCCGACUCGCGCGACGGCGACGGCGCAGGCGUCAUGGUCGGCCUCCCUCACGCCUUCAUGGUCCGCGAGGGCGAGCGCGAGAUUGGCCACAAGUUGCCCGGCCAGGGCGAGUACGCGGUCGGCAACGUCUUUUUCCGCAAGCCCUCGUCGCCCGACUGGCACAACGACCAGACCCUCCGCGAGCAGCAGAAGAAGUUCGCCGACAUUGCCGACUCGCUCGACUUGCGCGUCCUUGGAUGGCGACUCGUCCCGACCGACGGAACGAUCCUCGGUCCGGCCGCCCUCUCGCGCGAGCCGCUCAUCCUCCAGCCUUUCGUCGUCCUCAAGAGCCACUACGGCACCGAGACGAAGCCGGCGCAGGGCACGACGUUCGACGAGAAGUAUUUUGAGCGCCAGCUGUACGUCCUCCGCAAGCAGGCGACGCACACGCUCAAGCUCGAGAGCGGGUUCUACAUCUGCUCGCUCUCGCCCAAGAACAUCGUCUACAAGGGACAGCUCUCGCCGCCGCAGGUCUACAACUACUACCACGACCUGAACCACGUCCUCUUUGCGUCGCACUUCUGCCUCGUCCACUCGCGCUUCUCGACCAACACCUUUCCGUCGUGGGACCGCGCGCAGCCGAUGCGCUGGGCUGCGCACAACGGCGAGAUCAACACGGUGCGCGGGAACAAGGCGUGGAUGCGCGCAAAGGAGGGCAACAUGAAGUCUUCGACGUUUGGCGACGAGCUCGAGCUGCUGUACCCGAUCGUCGAGGCGGGCGGGUCCGACUCGGCCGCGUUCGACAACGUCCUCGAGUUGCUCGUCGUCAACGGCGUCCUCUCCCUCCCCGAGGCCGUCAUGGUCAUGGUCCCCGAGUCGUUCCAGAACAACCCCGACAUGGAGGCGGACAAGCGGGCGUUCUACGAGUGGGCCGCGUGCAUCAUGGAGCCCUGGGACGGACCGGCGCUCUUCACCUUCUCCGACGGGAGGUACUGCGGCGCCAACCUCGACAGGAACGGUCUCCGCCCGUGCAGGUGGGUCACCACGAACGAGGACAUCAUGGUCUGCGCGUCCGAGGUCGGAGCCAUCACCAUCGAGCCGGAGAAGGUCACCCGCAAGGGUCGCCUCCAGCCGGGCAAGAUGCUCCUUGUCGACACGGUCGAGGGACGCAUCGUCGACGACAAGGAGCUCAAGCACAACUCGGCCAAGCGACAGCCGUUCGCCAACUGGAUCGCGAGGGAGCUCCUCCGCCUCCCCGAGAUCAUGGCCAAGGAGAAGGCCAAGGGCGCCGAGUUGAGCGUCGAGUUGGACGACUCGACCGUCUCGACCGACCCGCGCCUGCUCGCUGCCGGAUACUCGUUCGAGCAGCUCGACUUGCUCCUCCGCCCGCUCGUCAACGACGGAAAGGAGGCCCUCGGGUCGAUGGGCAACGACGCCCCGCUCGCGUGCAUGGCCACCGCCCCGCGCAUCCUCUACGACUACUUCCGACAGCUCUUUGCGCAGGUCACGAACCCGCCCAUCGACCCCAUCCGCGAGGCACUCGUCAUGUCGCUCGAGUCGACUGUCGGCGCCGGACCGAACGUCCUCGAGAUGAACGCCAAGCAGUGCGGUCGCCUCCUCCUCCCUUCGCCCGUCCUCACGAUCGAGGAGACCAACGCCCUCAAGCGCCUCAGCAUUGUCUACUCGGACUGGCAGUCGCGCACGAUCGACAUCACCUUUGACAAGGCCGAGGGCGUCCAGGGCUACGUCCGCUGCCUCGACCGCGUCUGCGCCGAGGUCACGCAGGCCAUCGCCGACGACAUCCGCGUCGUCAUCCUCUCGGACCGCAACGUCGGCCCUUCGCGCGUCGCCAUCUCGUCGGCCGUCGCGACCGGCGGCGUGCACCACCACCUUGUCCGCAAUAAGCAGCGCAACAAGGUCGCACUCGUCGUCGAGUCGGCCGAGGCGCGCGAGGUCCACCACGUCUGCGUCCUCGUCGGAUACGGCGCAGACGCCGUCAACCCGUACCUCUGCCUCGAGGCGAUGCUCAAGCUCCGCCGUGAGGGCCUCCUCAAGGGCGACUUGACCGAGCAGCAGGUCGUCGACAACUACAAGCACGCCGUCGACAACGGCAUCCUCAAGGUCAUGUCCAAGAUGGGCAUCUCGGUCCUCUCGAGCUACAAGGGCGCGCAGGUCUUCGAAGCCCUCGGUCUCGCCGAGGAGGUCGUCGAGCGAUGCUUUACCGGUACGGCGUCGCGCAUCCAGGGCGCCACCUUUGAGAUGUUGGCUCUCGACGCGCUCGAGACGCACGAGCGAGGCUACCCCUCGCGCGAGACGGUCCUCCCGCCUGGUCUUCCCGAGACGGGCGAGUACCACUGGCGCGACGGCGGCGAGGCGCACAUCAACGACCCUGCCGGCCUCGCUUCCCUCCAGGACGCCGUCCGCGAGAAGAACCAGGCCUCGUACGACGCCUACGCCGCCAACGCCCUCCGACAGGUUCGCGCCGUCACCCUCCGCGGUCUGCUCGACUUUGAGUUCUCCAAGGGCCAGGCGAUCCCGAUCGAGCAGGUCGAGCCGUGGCACGAGAUUGUCAAGCGCUUCGUCACGGGCGCCAUGUCGUACGGUUCAAUCUCGAUGGAGGCGCACUCGACGCUCGCCAUCGCCAUGAACCGCAUCGGCGGCAAGUCGAACACGGGCGAGGGAGGCGAGGACGCCGAGCGGAGCGACUACCUCCCGAACGGCGACACGAUGCGCUCCGCCAUCAAGCAGAUCGCGUCCGGUCGCUUCGGCGUCACGUCCAACUACCUCGCCGACGCCGACGAGCUCCAGAUCAAGAUGGCGCAGGGUGCCAAGCCUGGAGAGGGAGGAGAGCUCCCCGGCCACAAGGUCUCCAAGUCGAUCGCCCGCACCCGUCACUCGACCGCCGGCGUCGGCCUCAUCUCUCCGCCCCCGCACCACGACAUCUACUCGAUCGAGGACUUGAAGGAGCUCAUCUACGACCUCAAGUGCGCGAAUCCUCGCGCUCGCGUCUCGGUCAAGCUCGUCUCGGAGGUCGGCGUCGGUGUCGUCGCUUCGGGUGUCGCCAAGGCUCGCGCCGACCACAUCCUCGUCUCGGGUCACGACGGCGGUACGGGUGCCUCGCGAUGGACCGGUAUCAAGUACGCAGGCUUGCCUUGGGAGCUCGGUCUCGCCGAGACUCACCAGACGCUCGUCCUCAACGACUUGCGCGGCCGCGUCACGCUUCAGACGGACGGGCAGAUCCGCACGGGUCGCGACGUCGCCAUCGCUUGCUUGCUCGGUGCCGAGGAAUGGGGCUUUGCUACCACGCCGCUCAUCGCGAUGGGCUGCGUCAUGAUGCGAAAAUGCCACCUCAACACUUGCCCCGUCGGCAUCGCCACGCAGGAGCCCGAGCUCCGCAAGAAGUUCACGGGCACGCCUGAGCACGUCAUCAACUUCUUCUUCUACGUCGCAGAGGAGCUUCGCGGCAUCAUGGCCAAGCUCGGCUUCCGCACGAUCAACGAGAUGGUCGGCCGGUCCGACAUGCUCAAGGUCGACGAGUCGCUGCGGAACCCGAAGACGGCCAACCUCGAUCUGUCGGCGCUCCUCAAACCCGCAUGGCAGAUGCGUCCCGGCGUCGCGACCUACAAGUGCCGCGCGCAGGAGCACAAGCUCUACCUCCGCCUCGACAACAAGCUCGUCGACGAGGCCGAGCUCUCCCUCACCAAGGGUCUCCCGACUCGCAUCGAGUGCAACGUCGUCAACACCGACCGCGCGCUCGGCACGACGCUCUCGAACCACGUCUCGAAGCGCUACGGCGAGGAGGGUCUCCCGAAGGACACGAUCCACGUCUACGCCAAGGGGUCUGCUGGCCAGUCCCUCGGCGCCUUCCUCGCGCCCGGCAUCACGAUCGAGCUCGAGGGCGACACGAACGACUACCUCGGCAAGGGCCUUUCCGGCGGCAGGUUGAUCCUGUACCCGCCCGAGGUCCUCACUCAGCCCGGCUCGGCGUUCAAGUCGGAGGAGAACAUCAUCUGCGGCAACACCUGCCUCUACGGCGCGACGAGCGGCCAGGCGUACAUCCGCGGUAUCGCCGCCGAGCGUUUCGCCGUCCGCAACUCGGGCGCGACUGCCGUCGUCGAGGGAUGCGGCGACCACGGCUGCGAGUACAUGACCGGCGGCCGCGUCGUCGUCCUCGGCUCAGUCGGCCGGAACUUCGCUGCCGGCAUGUCGGGCGGCAUCGCCUACGUCUUUGACGCGCAGAAGGACUUCCGCGCCAAGGUCAACAUGGAGAUGGUUGAGCUCGACACGGUCAACGACCCGCACGAGAUUGCGGAGCUUCGCGGCAUGAUCGAGGACCACAAGCAUUACACUGGCUCCGAACUCGCCUCGUCGAUCCUCCGCUCGUUCAACCAGGUCCUCCCGCGCUUCGUCCGCGUCAUGCCGCUCGACUACAAGGCGGUCCUCGAGGCCGAGGCUGCGCGCGCCGCCGCCGAGAAGAAGCGCAAGUUUGCCCCCGCCAAGCCGACGCCCAUCGUCGAUGCGUCCAAGGCGGCCGCCGUCCCGAUCGAGAACGGCUCGAAGGCCGCCGAACCCGCCGUCGUCGACCUCGAGGACUCGAUGGUCGACGAGGCGACCGCCAAGAAGCGCAUCGAGACGCUCGACAAGGUCAAGGGCUUCAUGAAGUACAAGCGCCUGACCGAGCCGUACCGCAACCCGCGCAAGCGUGUCAAGGACUGGGCCGAGCUCUCGAGCCGCCUCAGCGACGACGAGUGUAAGGUGCAGACGGCGCGGUGCAUGGACUGCGGCGUUCCGUUCUGCCAGUCCGACACGGGCUGCCCUAUCGGCAACAUCAUCCCCAAGUGGAACGACCUCGUCUUCAAGGGGCAAUGGCGAGACGCGCUGAACCGCCUCCUCAUGACCAACAACUUCCCCGAGUUCACCGGUCGUGUCUGCCCCGCACCGUGCGAGGGCGCCUGCGUCCUCGGCAUCAACGAGCAGCCCGUCGGUAUCAAGUCGAUCGAGUGCGCCAUCAUCGACAAGGGCUUCGAGAUGGGCUGGAUGGUUCCUGCUCCUCCCGCCGUCCGCACCGGCAAGCGCGUCGCCAUCAUCGGCUCAGGCCCCGCCGGUCUCGCCGCUGCCGACCAGCUCAAUAAGGCCGGCCACCUCGUCACCGUCUACGAACGCCAGGAUCGCUUCGGUGGUCUCCUCAUGUACGGCAUUCCGAACAUGAAGCUCGACAAGCGCACUGUGCAGCGACGAAUCGACUUGAUGGCUGCCGAGGGGGUCCAGUUCGUCAACAAGGCGCACGUCGGCGUCACGCACGACAUCAACAACAUUCGCGCCGAGAGCGAUGCGUUGAUCAUGGCUACUGGCGCGACCUGGCCUCGCGACCUCAAGAUGAAGAACCGCGACCUCGACGGCAUCCACUUUGCGAUGGAGUUCCUCACGCAGAACACGCGCAGCCUGCUCGACUCGAACCUCGAGGACGGGCGGUACAUCGAUGCGCGCGGCAAGGACGUGCUUGUUAUCGGAGGAGGUGACACGGGCAAUGACUGCAUCGGCACUUCGCUUCGUCACGGCGCCAAGUCGGUCACCAACUUUGAGCUGCUUCCUCAGCCGCCUUCGGUGCGUGCGGGAGACAACCCCUGGCCACAGUGGCCCAAGGUGUUCCGCGUCGACUACGGGCACACCGAGGUCGCCGCCCACUUUGGCAAGGACCCUCGCGAGUACUCGAUCUCGACGAAGGAGUUCAUCUCGGACGGGAACGGCAAGAUCAAGGGUGUCAACACGGUCCGGGUCGAGUGGACGAAGAACGCGCUUGGCCAGUGGCAGAUGAGCGAGAUCCCCGGGUCGGAGCAGUUCUUCCCCGCCGACCUCAUCUUCCUCGCGCUCGGGUUCCUCGGACCCGAAGAGGCGGCGAUCAAGGCCCUUGGGAUCGCGCAGGACGGCAGGUCGAACGUCAAGACUCCCGCGGGCAAGUACGCGACGAGCGUCGAGGGCGUCUUUGCGGCCGGAGACUGCAGGCGCGGUCAGUCGCUUGUCGUUUGGGGUAUCAACGAGGGACGGUCGGCGGCGGCCGAGGUCGACAGGUUCCUCACGGGCGACACGCGCCUGCCUCUUGCUGGGUCGAUCAAGGUCCGCUCGUUUGCGCCCGCCAAGUACACCAACAAGCAGCCCCAGCAGCCCGUCCAGGUCGAGGCCGUCGCCGCCUAA
Rhodotorula toruloides NP11 is the source of this 6510-nucleotide messenger RNA. RefSeq names its product GOGAT, glutamate synthase. The record is from RefSeq and is a predicted model, not a curated record. The coding region runs from base 1 to 6510 and encodes 2169 amino acids. Lineage: Eukaryota; Fungi; Basidiomycota; Microbotryomycetes; Sporidiobolales; Sporidiobolaceae. The transcript has 13 exons. Gene Ontology annotation, molecular function: FMN binding; glutamate synthase (NADH) activity; iron-sulfur cluster binding.